UCUUCAAUUCCUCAGUUCUCUGCGAGUAAAAUCGGAUCAAACGAGCCAUGGUAGAAACUAGAAGCAAAUCAUCAUCAAAACGCUCUUUUCCAUCCAGUAAUACUACUAGUACCUCUGGAGAUGCUUCUCCUUCACUUUCAAAACGACCAAAGAUGGACGAAGCACUGGAGGAGGCUUCAUCACCAAAUAAAGUUGAUGAUUCUGGGUCCCUACCCGCUGUUGCUAAAACCCUUGGUUCAUCUCAAGAUGACCAAGAAGAAGUGGGUGUCAAUCCUUUACAAGAAUCUGAUACUACACAGAAAUGUAACACUGAUGUCGUUGAUGAUGAUAAAGACAAGGUCUUGCCUUUAUCUACAAAGAAAGCCGCGCCAAAUAAAGCUUCACCAAAGCUUCCAUGGGGAAGGCUUAUCUCUCAAUACGCUCAAAAUCCCAGCCUUCGCAUUCAAGAGUCUCCAUUUAGUGUUGGUCAAAACCGAUAUUGCGGCUUAUGGUUGAAAGAUCCAUGUGUUGAUCAGGUUCUGUGUACGCUGAGACGCAUCACAAACGUGGAGAAAAAAGGUUUAGAUACUGUUCUGCUAGAAGUAUUGGGGGUCCAAGGUACGGUCCAAGUGAAUGGAAAGAUUUAUCGUAAAGAUACCAGUGUAGUGCUGCAGGAAGGGGAUGAAUUGGUUUUUAGUUCAUCUGGUAAACAUGCUUAUAUUUUCCAGCAACUGGCAACUAAUAAUUCUGGAAGUCAAAGUGUUCCAGCUAAAGGAAGAAACUUUGGAGCAAGGUCUGUAGGCUCCGGAGCUGCUACACAACAAGCAUUAGUAUUAACAUGGUUAUCAAAUCUAGCCUCGCGACAUCUCCCAUCACCUCCACAGAGUGAUGCAGAUGCACAACGAGGUAACGGAAGGCCUAGUUCGGGCUCUGAAGUAUCAGGCUCACUGACUCCUGAUCUUGGUGACAAUUGCCACAUUAAGAAAUGUAGUUCUUCAGGUGACAAGCGAGCUGGUGUUUCUGCAGGUAUUGGAAACAUUCACAAGUCUUUUCAUGAACUUAAACCAGACAUUAGGGUGCUUGAUAGACAAUCUGUUUCUGCAGGAAUGGGCAAAAACUUAUUACGAGCUCUUGGUGAGCAAAAGAACAGCACAGAAAAUAAAACAGUUCCAUCAGCAGCUCAGCGACAAGCAUUAAAGGAUAGUUUACGACAAGGGAUUCUUUGCUCUGAUGAUAUCGAGGUUUCUGCAGGAAUGGGCAAAAACUUAUUACGAGCUCUUGGUGAGCAAAAGAACAGCACAGAAAAUAAAAGAGUUCCAUCAGCAGCUCAGCGCCAAGCAUUAAAGGAUAGUUUACGACAAGGGAUUCUUUGCUCUGGUGAUAUCGAGGUUUCUUUUGACAGUUUUCCUUACUAUCUGAGCGAAAACACGAAGAAUGUUUUAAUUGCAACAGCACAUAUGCAUUUCAAGUGUAGCAGCUUUUUAGAGUACUCCUCGGGUCUACCUACUAUUAGCUCACGAAUAUUAUUAUCCGGUCCAGCAGGUUCUGAGAUCUAUCAGGAGAACCUCAUAAAGGCUUUAGCUAAACACUUCGGCACCAGAUUGCUUAUUGUUGAUUCUCUCCUGUUACCUGGUGAUACUUUGCCAGAGGACUCGAAAUCAAGCAAAAAAGGGCCGCCUACAUUAGAAACAUCAGGAGUUCUUAGAAGAGUUGUAAAAUCAUAUGCUUUAUAUUUAAAGAAACCAGCUUCACCUGCACUUGGAUCUCACAAUCUUGGGAAACAGGAGUCAUCUAACGCAUUAUCUGAGGAUAACAAAUUCAAAAUAGGUGAUAGAGUAAAGUAUCUGGGUUUACCGGGAUCUUGUUCGCCCUAUCUUCCGUCAAGGGGGCCAGCUAAUGGUUACCGAGGCAAAGUAAUCAUUCCUUAUGCUCAAGAAAGUGGAUCCUAUAAAGUUGGCGUUAGGUUUGAUCGAAUAAUUCAAGGAGGUAACGAUCUUGCGGGACUUUGUGAUGCUGACCAUGGUUUCUAUUGCUGCGCUAAUUUACUUUGUUUGGACAAUUCCAGAAGCGAUGAUCUUGACAAACUUGUCAUUAAUGAACUGUUUGAGAUUGUUUGUAGUGAAAGUAAAAGUGCUGGAUUGAUUCUGUUUCUCAAAGAUAUCGAGAAAUCUCUGGGCGUCAAUUCCGAGGCAUAUACAGUUUUGAAACACAAGCUCGGAAAUCUGCCUGACAACGUAAUUGUGAUUGGGUCCCAUACCCAGAUGAACAAUACUGCGCAGAAGUCACAUUCGAGCAGUUCUAUGUUCUCCUCCAAACUAGGACAAACGUCUCUACUCGACCUUGCUUUUCCGGAUAACUUCAGGGUUGGACUUAAUGGGAGAAGCAAAGUGAUUACAGAGACUGCGAUGCACCUCACCAGACUUUUUUCAAAUAAAGUGACGAUACAACUACCACAGGAUGAAGAUCUGCUUUUGGAUUUGAAACAACAGUUAGACCAUGAUGUUGAGACUCUCACUGCAAACUCAAAUAUUGCCACCAUACGCUCAGUUCUUGGGCGGAGUGGACUGGAAUGCCCAGACCUUGAAAAAAUAUGCAUUAAAAAUAUAACUUAUACAACUGAAAGUGUUAAGAAGAUAGUUGGUUGGGCGCUAACUCAUAGCCUAAUGAAUAAUUCAAAAGCUUCUGCCAGCGGAGAUAAGUUUUUGGUUUCCACUGAAAGUAUCAAUUACGGGUUGAGCCUUCUUGAGAGCACUCAAAAUAAAUCCAGUAGUACGAAGAAAUCACUCAAGGAUGUGGUCACCGAAAACGAGUUUGAGAAGAAACUUCUGGCUGAUGUGAUCCCCCCAGCUGAUAUCGGAAUAUCUUUCGACGACAUUGGAGCGUUAGAAACUGUAAAGGGAACACUGAAGGAAUUAGUAAUGCUUCCUUUGCAGAGACCAGAACUCUUCAGCAAGGGCCAACUUACAAAGCCGUGCAAGGGAAUUCUGCUUUUUGGUCCUCCGGGCACUGGGAAAACAAUGCUUGCAAAAGCUGUUGCUACCGAGGCAGGUGCAAACUUUAUAAACAUAUCGAUGUCGAGCAUUGCAUCAAAGUGGUUUGGUGAGGGAGAAAAGUAUGUAAAAGCAGCAUUUUCACUUGCAAGUAAAAUUGCACCCAGCGUUUUAUUUGUGGAUGAGGUUGAUAGUAUGUUAGGAAGACGUGAAAAUCCAGGAGAACAUCAAGCUAUGCGGAAAAUGAAGAACGAAUUUAUGCUAAAUUGGGAUGGUCUACGUACGAAGGACAAAGAGCGGGUGUUGGUACUUGCUGCCACCAAUAGACCGUUUGAUCUCGAUGAAGCUGUCAUAAGGAGGCUUCCUCGAAGAUUAAUGGUGAAUUUGCCAGAUGCUCCAAACAGAGAAAAAAUUCUCAAAGUUAUUUUGGCGAAAGAAGAAAUGGCACCUGAUGUAAAUUUGGAAGUUGUUGCAAAUAUGACAGAUGGAUAUUCAGGAAGCGACUUAAAGAAUCUAUGUGUAACAGCUGCAUAUUGUCCUAUAAGAGAAAUUUUGGAGAAGGAAAAAGAGGAGAAAGGUUCCGCGCUGCUAGAGAAUACAUCAUUACCUGAUAUUCGUCCUCUAAACAUGGCGGAUCUGAAAUUUGCACAUGAUCAGGUGGGUGCGAGUGUUUCAUCAGAAUCGCGAAAUAUGAAUGAACUUCUCCAGUGGAAUGAUCUUUAUGGAGAAGGCGGAUCAAGGGAAAAGAGACCGCUGAGCUACUUCGUGUAAUUCUGAUGAAGAUAGGAUGGAUGAUUCUUUUAUCUCUUAAAGAAAGAAUUGUACAGCUAUAGUCUUUAUGGAGAAGGCGGAUCAAGGGAAAAGAGACCGCUGAGCUACUUCGUGUAAUUCUGAUGAAGAUAGGAUGGAUGAUUCUUUUAUCUCUUAAAGAAAGAAUUGUACAGCUAUAGUUACUCUUGGCAUCUGCCAGUCAUUUUACUUCUCAGUAACCGCACAAGAUAGCAAAAAAGGAGUGAUGACCGCGGAACCGUAUAGUGAUUUUGAUGGGGUAUGCUACAGUUGCAGGUUUUUGCCACCCUUGUAUAGUCAUAUGUCGGGUGUGCUUUUGGCAUUCUUUUUUGCAAUCCAAAUAUAAUAAAGUAAAUAGCCAAUUCUCCUUCUCCUUUCUUGUCUGUAUAAACAAUCCCUUGUAACAAGCAUGAUUAUAGUAAUAUUUAUAUCACUAUUUCUUUC
Molecule: messenger RNA, 4202 nt
Organism: Papaver somniferum (opium poppy)
Lineage: Eukaryota; Viridiplantae; Streptophyta; Magnoliopsida; Ranunculales; Papaveraceae
Exons: 27
Coding region: 48-3740 (1230 amino acids)
Cellular component (GO): mitochondrial outer membrane
Molecular function (GO): protein binding; ATP hydrolysis activity; ATP binding
Source: RefSeq, a predicted model, not a curated record